Xyrichtys novacula (pearly razorfish) is the source of this 2256-nucleotide messenger RNA. NCBI's taxonomy places the organism in Eukaryota, Metazoa, Chordata, Actinopteri, Labriformes, Labridae. The record is from the annotation of a GenBank genome assembly.
AUGUUUCCCGCAGCGAGAGCACGUUUGUUCUCAGGUUUGACGAAAUUGCCCAGUUGUACUUAUUCAAGGGCAAUAAAAGUGACACCAGCUCUCUGCAGACAUCAGCAUCGGACCUUCAGCUCUGAAUCUGCAGGUGUCAAGGUAAGCAUAUCCUUAUCUUUUAAUUGUACAAUAUAAUGUGUUCAUAUUGUGGAUUUGUUUACGACCUGUCAAAGAUUUUACUUGAUGAAGAGCUACCACUCCAUCGCUGUCAUGUGAAACAGAUAUUUAAAGGGACAGUGCCUUUUUGUUUUUGCUUCAAGGCAGAGCCGGCCCAAACCUCAAUGGGGCCCUGAGCAAAAUUUGAUUUUGGGGCCAUUCACACAUCACAAAUCUCUUAGCCAAGCACUUAUAGCCAAUCAGAGGCGAUAAGAUAAGCACAUGAAACUAUGGUAACAACCAUUAGCUUACGUUAGCACAGAUGAAAGUUAAAACAAAGACAUUUCAAACUGUUAAAGCACACAAACCAUCGACAUAUGAGAAAUCCGACGCUAUGACUGUCCACAUGUUGUCCUUCAGGUCGUUAUCUUUGUAAUGUUUGUGUCUUUUAUCAAAAAGCACUCUGUUCUCCGACACAUAAACAAUUAGCUGGUCGGCCAUGUUGGAUAUACCGGUGAAUCUGACAUCACAACAACACACAAUCUGAUUGGUCAUAAGUGGAUACAUAGUAUGCAAAACUUUAGAAAAAUCGACCAAGAUCUGAAAAAAUAAAUGCAGCAAUAUCGCAGGACGGGAAAACAUCACUAAUGUGAAUGCUUGUAUUGACAGGAUACGGGUUUGAAAAAAUUAUUGACGUCCGAAAUAAUCGCAUGACAAAAACAGUGUGAAGGACCUUACAUCAGCAGCAGCACUAAAAUGUUUUUACUUUAUUUUAUCUUAUUUUUACAAUAUUCUAUAUUUAAUCAUACAGAAAGCAUCACUCAUACAUGCAAAAAAUAUUUGAUUUAAAUUUUUUUUUUUUUAUUUCUCUUGGUGGCUCCCUAUUGGCCGCCAGGCCCUAAGCUCUGCUGGGCCGGCUCUGCUUCCAGGAUGCUGUCUCUAUUGAAUCACUGACUUGCCUGUUGACUUGUGUAAACGUCACGCAUUGAUAAUCCUCGCAGAUAGCUAGUUAGCUGUGAGCCAAGUGGUAAUUGAACACUUGCUUAAAAAUAACCUGAAUCCCGGUGGUUGAACAAGUUCCCCCGGUUUCUCUAAAUUUAACUCAAACGUAAAAGCUGUAAAGAUAAUGAUACAAAAAUUUGAGAAAUGCUUAAAACUGUUCAUAUAACUUGAUGCUGAAAAAUAUAAGCUGUUAAAAAGUAUUCGCUUAGUCAAAGUUAUAUUAGUCGACUAAAUGUAUGACUUAUACUUGAUAGAAAGUUUGAAAAGUAGGCAUGUGUGAAGUAAUAUUUCUUUUUAAAUUUUGUUUCUUUGUGGAUUGAGACACACCACUCAGAGAUUACAACUUUUUCCUGAAGUUACAGGAUUUUAGAGAGCAAGAGUUAUAGUUUACUUACUUUUUCAUUCGUUUACGUGUUGCGUGUAGUAUUGUCAUGUCCCUGGCAUUGUGGCGCUGCUCAGAAACGAACGUGGUUUUCCAUUUUGAAGAAGAACUGAAACAGAUAGUCCCUUGUGCAGCGAAUGGUUGUGGUCUCCUUGUCAAUAUUAGUUCAGAGGGUUUUUUUCACUCCUUAAUCUCUGCCAUCAGUCAGCUUACUCCCGUGCACCUAAAUGAGUGAGUGGGUGUGUGCUCUGUUUCAGGUGCUGUAUGAUGGGCUAUGUCCCAUUUGUGUGACAGAGAUCAGGUUCCUCCAGUUUCUGCAGAGAGGCAAGCCAGGGAAAGUUGAUUUUAUCGACAUCUCCCUGCCGGGCUAUGAUGGAGAGAACUACAAGGGUGUCAGCUAUGAGAUGGCCAUGGAGGAAAUGCAUGUGAUUGACGAGAAGCAGGAGGUAAAUUAUACUUAAAUCACUCAGCUUGGACUGUAAUAUACUUAAAGUCAAGCUGUCUACAGGCUACAGCUAACUGUGCAUGUAUUUUGGCAGGUACACCGCGGGGUCCCGGCUUUUGCAGUCAUGUACGGCGCAGUGGGGCUCGGCUGGUUGGGCCGCUUCAUGAUGUGGCCUCCCGUGAGACCGUUUAUGGACGAAUCGUACGCUAUCUUUGCCAGGAAUCGCUUAAAGUGGACUGGACGUGGGGACGAGUGCACAACAGGACGCUGUGAAAAGAAAACACAGUGA